GUGAUGGCGUCACGGGGCGGGGCCUCCGGCGCGGGAAGAGGCGGCGGGAGAAUGGAGGUGCGGGAGAGCGGUGGUGGCGCCGGCGAGCGCGGGGCCCAGGAGCCUGCCCCCGCCUCCAGCAAGGUCUCGGGCAGCGCCGGCCACUACGAGCUGCCGUGGGUUGAAAAAUAUAGGCCAGUAAAGUUGAAUGAAAUUGUCGGGAAUGAAGACACGGUGAGCAGGCUGGAGGUCUUUGCAAGAGAAGGGAACGUGCCCAAUAUUAUCAUUGCUGGCCCCCCCGGAACCGGCAAGACUACAAGCAUCCUGUGUUUGGCACGCGCCCUGCUGGGCCCAGCAUUCAAGGAUGCUGUUUUGGAGCUCAAUGCCUCCAAUGACAGGGGCAUCGAUGUGGUGCGGAACAAAAUCAAAAUGUUUGCCCAGCAGAAGGUCACGCUUCCCAAAGGGCGGCACAAGAUCAUCAUCCUGGAUGAAGCAGACAGCAUGACUGAUGGAGCCCAGCAAGCCUUGAGGAGAACCAUGGAAAUCUACUCCAAAACGACUCGCUUUGCUCUUGCUUGUAAUGCUUCAGAUAAAAUCAUAGAGCCCAUUCAGUCCCGCUGCGCAGUCCUCCGCUACACGAAGCUGAGCGACACCCAGGUCCUCGCCCGGCUGCUGACAGUGCUGGAGCAGGAGAAGGUGCCCUACACCGACGACGGCCUGGAAGCUGUCAUCUUCACGGCGCAGGGGGACAUGCGGCAGGCGCUGAACAACGUGCAGUCGACUUUCUCGGGGUUCGGCUUUAUUAACAGCGAGAACGUGUUCAAGGUCUGCGACGAGCCCCACCCCUUGCUGGUGAAGGAGAUGAUCCAGCACUGCGUGAACGCCAACAUCGAUGACGCCUACAAGAUUCUCGCUCACCUGUGGCAUCUUGGCUAUUCGCCAGAAGACAUCAUUGGCAACAUUUUUCGAGUGUGUAAAACCUUCCAAAUAGCAGAGUACUUGAAACUGGAGUUUAUCAAGGAAAUCGGAUACACGCAUAUGAAGAUAGCAGAAGGCGUGAACUCCCUCCUGCAGAUGGCAGGGCUCCUGGCCAGGCUAUGUCAGAAGACAAUGGCCCCAGUGGCCAGCUAGCGGGGGAGAACUCGUUGCUCGGGGUGACAGGGGUCCUGAGAGUCCUCGUCCAGGAGAAACAGGAGUCAGCGCCUUCUGAUUUGGAAAAAAGGCCGCCCUCGACCGGCAUGGGGACACACCUUCCCCUGACACGACCGUGGUCUUCACGCCUCUCCCACAUGUGUCUGCAGUCAGCUUCAGCCUCACGGACAUGGUGGCAGGGUGACAGGGCCCCAGAGAACCUCAGGGCUUGGCACCCGAUCUGGGCACAUGUGGCAUCUUAGUUAAUAAAAACGCUAUACGGUUUGGUCGGCGCUAAGGUGGCGUCGCCAGGCCACAAGGAAA
This is a messenger RNA of Mirounga angustirostris (Northern elephant seal), 1434 nucleotides long. RefSeq names its product replication factor C subunit 2 (gene RFC2). Gene Ontology annotation, biological process: DNA-templated DNA replication; DNA repair. Bases 4 to 1110 code for a protein of 368 amino acids. The record is from RefSeq and is a predicted model, not a curated record. Gene Ontology annotation, cellular component: nucleus; DNA replication factor C complex. Lineage: Eukaryota; Metazoa; Chordata; Mammalia; Carnivora; Phocidae. Gene Ontology annotation, molecular function: DNA clamp loader activity; ATP binding; DNA binding. The transcript is spliced from 11 exons.